AUGACAGAUGUAGACACGUCUGUCGAUCAUAUAAUCGAUCCAUCAUCAAUGUGUUUAAACCAACAUACUCUUGCAACAAUACUAAAGGAUCUGAUUGCAAUGGGACUACCAACAUCUACACAGUCCCAAGCUCAGGGUCAGUCACAACAACAGACUACAACAACAACAGUUGAAUUGAACAAUGAUAUUGCAUUGAAAUAUGCAGCCGCAUCACUCUCCAUUCGUACAAUGGCCAACACAUUACUCAAGUCUUUAGUGAGAGAGCAAUCAAUGUCAAAGGUGGAGACACAAUGUUCGUGGCGGGAUAAACUUCCAUUCAGUCCGGCAAUGUGGCGAGCAAGUCAAUGUACCCUCUUGAAUGAUCUUAACUUGAUGGCUGAUGUCUCUCAGAGAUUGACUACAAUGAUGAUUGGUACUCAGGUCAAUGACACUGACCUCAUACUUUGCGCUUCAAUCUUGACAUUGACAAUCGAGAGACUGUUGGGCGACAUAAUCACAUGGAGGAUACUGUUUGAGUACCGCAACAACAGCAAUACAUCAUCAACAACAACUACAUCAAAGCCAACAACACCUCCUGUCAUACCAAUGGGAAGAAUGUUACGCGAUAUCCUUGAAGACCCUGUGUUGCAGAGAAGUAUUGGUCCAGAAUUGCUGUGGACAUUGCGAGUGAUCAUUGGUCCACCAAUAGGAAUGAACUUACGCAAUGUGCUCUGGCAUGGAUUCAUCUCGCCUGGCGAACUCGACCUCUCAAUGGUCAUCCUCAUGCUCGUCAUCCUCCACUCAAUGAUCAUUCAAGUACAGACAUGGCAUCCACAGCCACAAGCACUCAUUCCCAAGAAGCAGUUGGAUCUCAGUCAACUACCUAAACUGAUUCGUGUGCAACAAGAUCGUGACCAGGCAAUGGCCCAGUCACAACAGACACGCGUCAAGCUCACACCCAAACAACUACAUGACAUUGGUCGUCUGAUUGACUGCUCGCCCUUUGUUGUGUCGGGUCGACAACAUCUUUGGCAUCACGCUCUUCAACUCUACAAUCAAUCACUCGUGGAGACAGACCAAUCACAAACUCAAACUCACCUCGACUACUUUACAUUCAUUAUCCUGUUACCACAGUUGGAGCAUUCUUUACGAUGUCAGUUUGUAAAGAUCAAUGGACUGUCGCCUCGCUUCCUCCACGCCGAUUAUCUAAGCUACUACACCACGCUGGACCUAUUCCUCACUGAUCGUCUGGCACUCAGCCAAUCGUCACAGCAUCAACAACUUCAGAUCUGCCUCACGACCACCAGUGUAGCCUCAACACAAGGCUCAUCAUCACCAGCGCUCAAGAAGUACUACAAAUAUCAUGAUCCAAAGUAUUCCAAACUUGGACAGAGUCAAGAUGUGGAGACAGAGGAGUCCGAGGAGUCCGAGGAGUUGGAAGAGUCUGUGAUUGAGUUCCGAAAUCAACUGAUCGAUAGUGUUGGCCAGAGCAAUAUACUUGGACUUCUCGACCUGUUCCUUUAUCCAGAUGGUCCACGCAUUCGAGAUAGGAUAUCACAUGGAGAGAUUGAUAACAAACAUAUACCAUCAUUCAUCCUCGAUCAACUCUUUCAAACUGCCGUGACCUUGCUUGUUAAGUCAAUUCCAGCUAAACAACUGGCCACUUUGAACCUAGAUCCUACCAUCAUCCCAAUGGUCAACAAUGAGUACAAGGUACUUUUCCAUCCAAAGGCAAUGGCACAUGAGAAGUUGGUACAAUUGGAUCGUACGACCAGUGCGCUUAGACAAUACCUUGGCGAGCUGAAGGCCAAAGCAGUGGAGCCAGCCAUCAUUGACUGUCCAGCCACAGAGAAUGAGCGACUCUAUGAAUACGUGAUGUCAAACAGUCAGUUCUCUCUCGAUUCACUCAUGACCAACAUGUACAAAGAGUUAAAGAGUUCAACAACAAUGACAGAGGCGACCAUCACAGUUUGUAAUCCAAGUGCAUUGGAAGUGAGCUACUAUGAGUCGAUCAGGAAGACGGCUUCGACAUGCAUCAAGUUGGUGGCAGAGUUUCAGCAAUGCGGACAACAGUUGUACAACGAAGUCAUUGUCAAUCAAAUCAAGAGCAAACGAGUGCAGAACUCAUUCUACAAGUGGUGGGGCCUAGCCAAUGGCUUUGCCAGAUUCUCACGUAUAGUCCAAUGGCUCCUAGUGGUACAGAUUGUUCGUCCUGCUCCCAGCACCACCGAUAACAUGGAUAUACAUGUUGAUCAGAAGCAGCCCAAGACGAUUGGGUCGUACAAUGACAAGUUGAUGAGCCAAAUGGAGAAGCUGUCCAUUAAGAUGAAGAACAGUGCAUGGGAGUUGAUGUCGGAGAACAUCACAGCGAUAGGUGCAUCCCAGCUGUCAUCUUUGAUGCGACAUAUGGUACAGGUCUGA
Messenger RNA from Acytostelium subglobosum LB1, 2400 nucleotides. RefSeq lists its product as hypothetical. NCBI's taxonomy places the organism in Eukaryota, Evosea, Eumycetozoa, Acytosteliales, Acytosteliaceae. Bases 1 to 2400 code for a protein of 799 amino acids. The record is from RefSeq and is a predicted model, not a curated record. The transcript has 2 exons.